CUCAGUCGCUGGUUCGCCGCGCGCUGGGCAGGUCGCAGUUAGUUUCGAGUUUGCAAAGCGCGAAACAUGCGCCUCGCACUUUGCUAGUCUUCGCGACGUACGCGGGCCACGUUACCACGCUCGCGGUCCCGCUGAGUACUAUCCUUGGCUAUGGUGUGACGGCAGUUAGUUUGAUUCACAAGGCGCUAGAGCUAAGCGAAGAUCUCAUCACCAGCGAUGUGCCAUUGCCAAUUAUAGGGAAGCGCGAGCGCACGCUUAAAACAGCAUAAGCGCGGUAGCGCGCCAGAUCGACGCCUUGGAACGGCAGGAUAUGAGCACUGCCAUGCGUACCCUAACAAUCCUGCAGAAUGGUCUGCCACAGCGUAUAGCCCUGGAGCUAAAGUUAAACAAUCUGAAAGACUACUUCAAUCGCCUGGACAUCUACUACAACCGUAUGAAGCAGUACACUGACGAACGCGCUCCGGCCGCACGCUUUCGUCGUUUCGAACGGUACACGCUCGAAAACUUCGCUGGCGAGGCAAUUGCGCACAACCCCAAUUCGGUGGUGAGCCUCAUCGAGCGUGUGCACGAGUACUUCAAACCGGAGCGGAAAGGCAUUCUCAACAACGACAUUGUUAAACCACUCGAGCACCUUGGCGAUGCAGACGAGAUGCAAAUACAAUACAUCUUUGUGCUCUCGGUGACGGCGGCGGUGAUGGGUGUCGAAGCCCGUGCGCCUCGUGAACGUCCGCUGCUACCUGUCGAUAAUAUGCGCAAGGCGUUCCUGCGCUUAGAGGACGAACUUUCGACGACGGUCGCGAAUAGUGCGAUGGCAAGUAACGAGAUUGCCAAAAAUAGCAUCCCGCUCGACUUGGUGCUCAUUCGCAAGAUGCAAGGUUUCGACGUGAAGCUCCAGCAGGAGUUCCCGCACGAUAUAAAUUAUGGUCUGGACGCGCUGCAAAACUCGUGGGUUUGGGCUCGCGCCAGUGCCGAGAUGCGCACGAUCUUCGUCACAUACGAAGCGUUCCGCCGCUUUCAGGACCAGCAGACAGCGGUGGGGCGUAUUCCGUCGCCGCGUCAGGCGUGGGUCGAUCUCGCCGAAACGGUAUUGAACGACUCGAAGGCCUCAAUGCCGGGCACCAUGCAGAAAUUACACGAGCUCAAGAUCAAAGAAAACCUCUUCCUCAAUGCACUUAGGGAAGUUGAUGGUGGUACUCUAUGCAGUAUUCAUGAAUCGCCACAGCAAAUGUUGCUAAACCUCUACAAUACCGCCGUGAUCACCGAGCUCAAGGCCUACGCGAUGGUUCAAUUUUCGUACAUGUUGCUACGUCUCUAUGACAAGGGCAACUUCACGAACGAGGCUGAAGUUAUGAGAGAAAAGUUCCUGCAACGCACCAGAGAGACUACUGAGUCGAUGCGCGACGCUCUCAGCCGCGCGUCCAGAAAGUUAUGGAUCUGUGAUCCCAAGUUCGUUAAAGGCAAAAACUACCUCGAGAUAACUGAGCUGCUACAGGGUUACAUUCAAAACGAGGUGGACCUAAACGACCAAGGCACAUGUCGUGAAAACUGUGCGGAGUAUAAAUAUACUAAGAGCCACUCAUGCUAUAUGAACCUCUACUGCAAACAGCAGCGGCGGUGUAACGGCAAAGUGAUAAACUGUAGAUUCGUGGACUCCGACUCGCAGGUGUGUCCGGCGGGACCUGGUACCAACCGGCGGUACGAUUACGUCGAGUACGAAGACGGGCGUGUUUACGGCCAAAAGGGUGGCUGUGCGAGGUCCACUGCUAAGGUGGAUAGUUGGUGGCGGUGGCUGUUCUGGCAUUGCUCUUACUGUAUGUGUCUCUGCGACGAGCAGGGUACAAACUCAGAUCGGUACAUUAACCUACGGCCAGCAUUAACCAAUAUAGAACAAAACAAAGUGGCGGUUGGAUUACGCUUCGCUAAAGUUGGGCGGAUAAUAUACUUGCAGAUCCAAGAAGGUGAGCUUGGAAAAUCUGGUUCUAUCACCUCAAAGAACUGGGUACCGCUAGAGAGUUACAAUAUCACUGAUAGGAACGUGCAUAAUGGGGUGGACUAUCACACAUUAACAUUCGAAAGCAGGGCGCUAGAUUUAGACGACUUGGAAACUGAAGAGCAAGAUCAAGUACUCACAGGAGUGCGAUUCCAAAUGCUCGGAUCUCAUCUAAACUUCCAAAUCCGACUGACCUCUUUCGACUUCCUUACUGGGCAGUUACAACCUGAGAAGAGCUAUUGGAAGAGUAACCACAACACGGAUGCCGCGCGCAUUAAUCCCAGCCACUCAUUGGGACUCUAUCGACCUUAUCGAUUGUUUGCUUUCUUUCUUUCAAUACAGGAAAAACUCGACCUGGAGCGGCGUGAUAUCCCCACGCGUGCACAGUCUACCUCGCAACCGGACAGCCAAAGCGACAUGUAUCUUGAAUUCACGCAUACGGAUUAUGAGCGCGACGUGGCACAGACGACUAUUCCGUUCUUCGAUAGCCAAGACGUCGUCUCGGAGAUUCCGGUGCCCUUGUCGGGUGCCGGCAUUUACCACAAAGGCCUGCCAAGCUUCGGCGGCUUUGUCGCGCCAAAGAUUAUUACGUACAAUUACAACGCGUUGCUUGAGAACGCCAUCGACGAUUUGGACCCCGACAAGUUGGUCAACUAAACUUUAUACUUAUUGUUAACGCAUUCUUUCAAAGAAAUAAACUAUGAUACGAUUGUAAGCUUUUUAAACGAAUAUUGUAAACAGACGAAUAAUGUGAUUUGAUUAUUGUAUAUCAAUGUAAAGCCCUAGACGUAGCAGUAAUAAAUAAAUAGUUUCGAAGACA
Dalotia coriaria is the source of this 2810-nucleotide messenger RNA. It is a transcript of the gene orion, whose product is annotated as chemokine-like protein orion. NCBI's taxonomy places the organism in Eukaryota, Metazoa, Arthropoda, Insecta, Coleoptera, Staphylinidae. The record is from RefSeq and is a predicted model, not a curated record.